GGAUACAUCCUGGUUGUAUAUGUUUUAUAGAAACAUUCCAGAUAUUAGAUUAUAAAAUAUGUUAUCAAUUUUGUCAAUCAUUUUUAAACAGUUAUUUUUUUCUCCAAUUAUUUAUAACACUUUUCUUUUUUUUGAGGCAGAAUCUCACUCUGUUACCCAGCCUGGAGUGCAGUGGCAGAAUCAUAGCUCAUUGCAGACUUGAACUCCUAUGCUCAAGUGAUCUCCUACCUUGAGUCUCCUGAGUAGGCAGGACUGUAGGCAUGCACCACCAUGCCUGGCUAAUUUUUUAAAAUUAAUUAAUUAAUUUUUUGUUAGAUACAGGAUCUCACUGUGUUGCCCACACUGGUCUCAAACACCUUGCCUCAAGUGGUCUGUCCACAUUGGCCUCCCAAAGCACUGGGAUUACAGGUGUGAACUACCACACCUGACCUGUAACACAUUUUUAUACCAAAUUAUUUUAUUUACUUGUGUUUCUGGGUUUUUGAUUAUGUGUCAUUGAUUUUAUUCAGUGCCAUAACUUUCCUCUUUUAUAGUUUGGUAUAUCUUUUGGGGUUUCAUAAAGCAUUAUGGGUGUGUUAGGCUGUUCUUGCAUUGCUAUAAAGAUAUACCUGAGAAUCCUCAUCUCUCAUCUUAUGUAAAAGAUUAAUUCAAGAUCGAUCAAAAACUUACACAUUUUAAAGUUUUUUAAAAAGGAAAUACUUGAGACUGGGUAGUUGAUUAAAAAAAAAAAAAGAGCUCACAGUCCCAAAGGCUGUACAGGAUGCAUGGUGCCAGGCAUCUGCUUACCUUCUAUCCUGAAGAUGAGACUUAAGGAUACAAUCAUAAUGGAAGGCUAAUUGGGAGCUGGCGCAUCACAUGGCGAGAGUGAGAGAGUGAGAGUGGGGGUGCAAAGGUGCCGCAGACUUAACCAGAUCUUGCAAUAACUCAUUAUUGUAAAGACAGCAGCAAGCCUUGAGGGAUCUGCCCCCAUGACCCAAAUACCUCCCCCAGGCCCCACCUCCAACCUUGAGGAUUACAAUUCAACAUAUGGGGAAUACAUACAUAUGUAUGUAUGUGUCUCCUUACUAUUUUUCCUCAAAAAAUUUUUUGGUUGCUUGUACCCAUUUAUUCCCCCAAAUGAAUUUUAGAAUAACUUUGUCAAAGACUGCAUUAGAUUGCUUCUUUGGGCCAAUUAAUUCUUUGUUGAUAGGGUUGUCCUGUAGGAUAUUUAAUAGCAUCUCUGACCUCUACCUGCUGGAUGUCUGACAGUAGUAACCCCUCAACUUUUGACAACCAAAAAUGUCUCCAGGCAUUGCCGGAUAGCUCCUGGAUGGGGGGUAAAAUUGCACCAGUUCAGAACCAGUACAUUAGUUUUAUAAAUAAUUAAAGGAGAGUUAGUAACUUAAUAAUACUGUCUUUCUAAGCAGAAGUACACUAUAACUUUCAUUUUAUGAGAUUUGCUUCUUGGUGGUUAGUAAAACUAUAAGACUUCCUUGGGUUUGGUGCCUUACUGUGGAGCUGGUGUUUUGAUUCUGAAUGACUGUGUGCCAUGUAGGGUUGAACAUAUCAAUCCUAGUAAGCAUUGCAUAAUAAGAAUAGCUGGCAUUUAUGUCAGGCACCAUGUCAAGUGCUUUACUUGGGUUAACUCAUAAUCUUCACUGCAUCCCCACGAGGUAGGUAGUAUUAUUAUCCCGGUUUGGUAAAUGAGGAAACUAAAUAGGUUCAACCAGAUGCUAACUAGUAGAGCAGGUUUACCAUCACUCGUCUCCAUCUUUAAGAUUCUGGGGCACACUUUCAAACCUCAUACCAGGUUUCCAAGGGAACAUCAAGUGGAGAUAUUAGAAGGAAAUGGUUAAGUGGAAAAAAGCAAGUCAAAAUAUAAUUCUUUUUUUUUUUUAAUGAGACGGAGUUUUGCUCUUGUUACCCAGGCUGGAGUGCAAUGGUGCGAUCUCGGCUCACUGCAACCUCCGCCUCCUGGGUUCAGGCAAUUCUCCUGCCUCAGCCUCCUGAGUAGCUGGGCUUACAGGCACGCGCCACCAUGCCCAGCUAAUUUUUUGUAUUUUUAGUAGAGACAAGGUUUCACCAUGUUGACCAGGAUGGUCUCGAUCUCUUGACCUCGUGAUCCACCCGCCUCGGCCUCCCAAAGUGCUGGGAUUACAGGCGCGAGCCACUGUGCCCAGCCCUAAUUCUAUUUUUUAAUUGUGUAAAUCUGAAAAAAUAGACCCUCCAGAGUUUUUUAAUCCAGAAAUUACUUUUUGGGUUUUGGUAUAUAUUUUUUUGAGACGGAGUCUCACACUGUCACCCAGGCUGUAAUGCAGUGGCCCAAUCUUGGCUCACUGCAAUCACCUCACGAGUGCAAGCAAUUCUCCUGCCUCAGCCUCCUGAGUAGCUGGGACUACAGGCAUGUAUCACCACACCCAGCUAAUUUUUUUUUUUUAAUGUUUUUAGUAGAGAUGGGGUUUCACUGUGUUGGCCAGGAUGGUCUCAAUCUCCUGACCUCGUGAUCCACCUGCCUUGGCCUCCCAAAGUUUUGGGAUUACAGGCGUGAGCCACUGAACCCAGCCUGUUUUUUAAAACUCUUUUUUUUUUUUUUUUUGAGACAGAGUUGCAUUCUGUCACCCAGGCUGGAGUGCAGUGAUGUGAUCUCGGCUCACUGCAAACUCUACUUACCAUGUUCAAGCGACUUUCCUGACUCAGCCUCCUGAGUAGCUGGGAUUACAGAUGUGUACCACCACACCCAGCUAUAUAUAUAUUUUUUAACUCUUAUCAGGUACUUUUUAAAAUUACCUUCUCUUUGGGCCAGGCACAGUGGUUCGCGCCUGUAGUUCCAGCACUUUGGGAGGCUGAGGGGGCGGAUCACAAGGUCAGGAGAUGGAGACCAUCCUGGCCAACAUGGUGAAACCCGGUCUCUACUAAAAAUACAAAAAUUAGCUGGGCAUGAUGGCGUUUGCCUGUAAUCCCAGCUACUUGGGAGGCUGAAGCAGGAGAAUGGCUUGAAUCAGGGACUCUGAGGUUGCAGUGAGCCGAGGUUGCACCACUGCACUCCAGCCUGGCAACAGCGGGAGAUUCCAUCUCAAAAAAAAAAUUACCUUCUCUUUCUCAACCCCUUCCCCCAAAUAUAAAUUAGUGAACUUAUUAAUAUAAUAUUCACUACAGCUGUAUGGAGCUAUCAUAGAAAGCAGAAUUCAUCUACAUUUUUAAUACAUCAGAUGUGAAAUUAACUUGGGUCUUAAAUCAAGUUCAGCUUCCUUAUAAGCCUGCAGGUUGCUUCCAACAUCCCUCAUUUGACCCGGACUAUCUUUGGGAGGUCGGUGAGUUUGGCUACCCAUGAAGACAAAGUGUUUUCCUCUGUGUGAGAGGGAUUUAGUUUUGUAUUUUUAUAUUAGCUUAUUUGUAAAGUGAUACUUUAUUCCAGUGGGUCCUUUUAUAUCAACUUUAUUGAGGUAUAAUUCCAUACCAUACCAUAAAAUUCUCUGAGUUAUGCAGCCAUCACUAUCUAAUUUUAGAACAUUUCCUUCACUCUAGAAGGAAACCCUCUACCCUCCAAUGGGUUCUCUGGUUUGCUUAUGUUUUAAAGGUACAUAAGCAUAUCAUUCGAAAAAUAAAUUUUUCCCAUUUUAGAUUAUAAACAUUAGGCUGGGCAUGGUAGCUCACAUUAUUAAUCUCAGCACUUUGGGAGGCUGAGAUAGGCAGAUCACUUGAGGUGAGGAGUUCGAGACCAGCCUGCCCAAUAUGGGAAAACCCCAUCUCUACUAAUACAAAAAAAUUAAGCCAGGCAUGGUAGUGCAGCUACCUGGGAGGCUGAGGAACGAGAAUUGCUUGAACCCGGGAGGCAGAGGUUGCAGUGAGUCAAGAUUGCUCCACUGUACUCUAGCCUGGGUGACAGAGUGAAAAUCCAUCUCAAAAAAAAAAAAUUGUAAACAUUAUUUUUAAAUUGUAAAUAGAUGGGGCAUGGUGACUCACGCCUAUAAUCCCAACACUUUGGGAGGGGGCGAUGGGAGGAUCACUUGAGGCCAGGAAUUCCAGGCCAGCCUGGCCAACAUGGCAAAACCCCGUUUCUACUAAAAAUACAAAAAUUAGCUGGGAGUAGUGGUGGCAAGGGCCUGUAGUCCCAGCUACUCUGGCGGCAAUGGCAUGAGAAUCACUUGAACCUUGGAGAUGGAGGUUGCAGUGAGCUGAGAUUGCACAACUGCAUUCCAGCCUGGGCAACAGUGCAAGACUGUCUCAAAUAAUAAUAAUAAUAAUAAUAAUAAUAAAUUGUAAAUAGAGGUAAGAAAUUCUUACGUAAGAAUCUGCCCCUGUCAUUUCUAUUCUAGAUAGCUACAGUUAUCUAGCGCCUGCCUGCUUUUUCUAUUUCAAAUAAACUAAUGAAUCAUCUUAUCUGUUACUUUUUAAAUCCCAUUGGAAUUUUGUUUGUAAUUAUUAAGCUUAUAGACCGUUUGGGUAGAACAAAUACUUUUUAAUUGUUGUAAAAGGUGUAUGAUGGCCGAGCGCAGUGGCUCACACCUGUAAUCCCAACAUUUUGGAAGGCCAAGGUGCAUGGAUCACUUGAGGCUGAGAGUUUGAGACCAGCCUGGCCAACAUGGCGAAACCCCAUCUCUGCUAAAAAUACAGAAAUUAGCCAAGUGUGGUGGCACACACCUGUAAUCCCAGCUAUUCUGCAGGCUGAGGCAGGAGAAUCUCUUGAACCUGAAAGGCGGAAGUUGGAAUGGGUCAAGAUCAUACCCUGCUGCACUCUAGCAUGGGAUACAGAGCAAGGCCCUGUCUCAAAAAAAAAAAAAAAAGAAAAAAAAAGGAAAAAAGGGUUUAUGAGUAGAUAAUUUAAGUAGGCCUAUAUCCAAUAAAGAAAUAGAAUCAGUAAUUAUUAAUAAUCUUCCAAAACAGUAAGCUCCAGGCCCAGAUGGGUUGGUGAGUGAAUUCCAAGAAACAUUUAAGGAAGAAAUGAUAUAAAUUCUCCGUAAUGAAUUCAGAGAAUAGAAGCAGAGGAACUACUCCCUAACUAACUCUAUGAGACCAGCAUUACACUAAUACCAAAACAAGAAAAGAAAUUAUAAGAGAAAACUACAGACCAAUAUCUCUGAUGAGCACAGAUGCAGAAAUCCUCAACAAAGUAUUAGCAAAUCAGAUCCAACAAUGCUCAAAAAUAAUUAUACAUCGUGACCAAGUAGGAUUUCUCCCAGGUAUACAAGGUUGAUUCAACAUUUGAAAAUCAAUUAAAUUCAUUAAUGCAAUUCACCACAUCAGUAGGCUAAAGAAGAAAAAUCACAUGAUCCCUUCAAUAGAUGCCAAGAAAGCAUUUAACACCUAUUCAUGAUAAAACCUUCCUGCAAACUAGGAAUAGAGGGGAACUUCCUCUACUUCAGAAAGAACAUCUACAAAAAAACUGCUACUAACAUCAUACCUAAUGGUGAAAAACUUAAAGCAUUCCUACUAAGAUCAGGGAUAUGGCGAGGAUGUCUUCUCACCAUCACUCCUUUUCAGCGUUAUACUGGAAGUCCUAGCUAAUGCAACCAGAGGAGGGGAGGGAGGGGAGAGGAGAAAAAAGAGAAGAGAAAAGAAGAAAGGAAAAAAAAGAAAAGAGAUACAGGGCUAGGCGUGGCAGGUCACACCUGUAAUCUGAGCACUUUGGGAGACCAAGGCAGGCAGAUCACUUAAGGCCAGGAGUUCGAGACUAGCCUGGCCAAUAUGGUGAAAUGCUGUCUCUACUAAAAUAUACAAACUAGUCAGGCAUGGUGGUGAGCACCUGUAAUCCUAGCUACUUGGGAGGCUGAGGCAGAAGAAUCACUUGAACCCAGGAAGCAGAGGUUGCAGUGAGCUGAGAUUGCACCACUGCGCUCCAGCCUGGGCAAGAGAGUGAGACUCUGUCUCAAAAAAAGAAAAGAUAUACAGAUAGGGAAGAAAGAAAUAAAAUUGUUUUUGUUCACUGAAGACAUGAUUUGUCUAUAUAGAAAAUCUCAAAGAAUCAAGAAAAACACCUCUUAGAACUAGCAAGCAAUUAUAGUGAGUUUGCAGAACACUAGGUUAACAUACAAAAGUCAGUCACUUUCCUAUAUACCAACAAUGAAAAAGUGGAAUUUAAAGUGAAAAAUAUAUUGCCAUUUACAUUAGCACUCCCAAAACUUGAAGAAAUAGGUAUAAAUAUAACAAAAUAUCCUCAAGAUCUUUAUAAGGAAAACUACAAAAUCGUAAUGAUGGUUAUCAAAGAAGAACUACGUCAAUGGAGAAACAUGUCAUGUUUGUGAAUAGGAAAACUCAAUGUCAUCAAGAUGUCAGUUCUUCCUGACUAAAUUGGUAGAUUCAAUGCAAUCCCAAUCAAAAUCCCAGCAAUUUGUUCUGUGAACAUCAACAAACUGAUUAUAACGUUUAUAUGGAAAGACAAAAGAUUCAGAAUAGCUGUCUCGGUCCAUUUUUCAUUGCUAUAAGGGAAUACCUGAAGCUGAGUAAAUUUAUAAAGAAAAGAGGUUUAUUUGGCUCUUAAUUCUGUAGGCUGAACAAGAAGCAUGACACCAGCAUCUGCUUCUGGUAAGGACCUCAGGAAGCUUCCAAUCAUGGCAGAGGUGAAUGGGGAGCAGGACUUCAUUGACUUAACUAGAGAGACCAGACCAAGGCCAAAAGAUCACAGUGGACUUUGUGUGAUUGACCUGACAAGAGCUGAGGAAGAAAAUAGACCUAUUGCCACUCUUGACUUAACUUUAGAACCUGUCACUCCUUCCCAGAAGGAGCCAACCAGUCUUCAGACAUGUGCCAGCCUCUCCGGCAAAAAGGUGUUGGAAGGGCAGGUGGACAGAAGCUCGCAGCCUACGGCACAAAGAAUCAUUAACAGUCAUCCUGUAUGUUUGGACCUAGUGGAAGAAAACUUUGUAGGUCCCCUACCCCCUACAUUCAUCAGUGGAGGCUCUGUUUAUCCAACGGAGCCUAAUUGUAGCUCAGCUACAUUCACUGGUAACCUCAGCUUCUUGACAGGCCUACAGCUGUCUUCAGAUGUUAGCUCCCUCUCCCCAACAAGCAAUAAUAGUAGCAGCAGCAGCAGCCAAAGGGCACCUUUGCUAUGCCCACAGCAAGAUGUGCCUCGCCCACCACAAGCCUUGCCGUGUCCACUGAGAACCUCACCAUGUCCACCACGAGCCUCCUCUUGCCCACCACGAGCUUUGUCAUGCCCAUUACAAACCAUGCAGUGCCAAGUGCCAGCUCUAACUCACCCACCUCAAGAAGUGUCAUGCCCUCAGCAAAGUAUGCCAAGCCCACCUCAAGACUCAUUAUGGCAUCCUCAGCACUCACCAAGCCCACCUCAAGACUCUCUGGGCUUACCUCCUCAAGUUGUACCAGGCCCACCUCAAAGGAUAUUACAUCCACAAGAUGUGACAUACCUGCAAGACAUGCCACAGUCACCAGGAGAUGUGCCACGGACACCAGGAGAUAUGCCACAAUCACCAGAUGUACCACAGUCACCAGGAGAUGUGCCACAGUCACCAGGUGAUGCUCCACCAUCACCAGAUGCACCCCAGUCACCAGGGGGCAUGCCACACUUUACAGGAGAUGUAUUAUAUUCACCUGGAGACAUGCCACACUCAUCAGGGGAGGUGCCACACUCACCUCAAGACAUGCCUCACUUUCCAGGAGACAGGCCUGACUCUACCCAGAAUGAUAUACAGAACCAGGACAUGCCUAUGGAUAUCUCAGCUCCAUCCUCUCCAAGCUGCUCUCCCAGCCCACAGUCCCCACAGUCUGAAACUUCCUUAGAGAAAGUUCCUUGGCUCUCUGUCAUGGAAACCCCAGCCAGAAAAGAAAUAUCACUGUCAGAGCCUUCCAAACCUGGGUUUUCCCAUGUACAAGCACGAACACCACAAGGUGGGUUGUACAACAGACCAUGCCUGCAUAGACUGAAGUACUUCUUACGACCUCCAGUUCAUCAUCUCUUCUUCCAGACACUAAUACCAGAUAAAGACACAAGAGAGAACAAGGGUCAAAAAUUAGAACCCAUCCCUCAUCGAAGACUAAGAAUGGUAGCAAAUACCAUUGAAGAGAAUUUUCCUCUGGGGACUGUGCAGUUUUUGAUGGACUUUGUGUCACCCCUGCAUUACCCACCAAGGGAAAUUGUGGCUCACAUCAUCCAGAAAAUCUUGCUCAGUGACUCUGAAACUGUGGAUGUCCUAAAGGAGGCCUACAUGCUUCUCAUGAAAAUUCAACAGCUACAUCCAGCCAAUGCCAAGACAGUGGAGUGGGACUGGAAACUGCUCACCUAUGUCAUGGAGGAAGAGGGACAAACUCUGCCUGGGCGAGUUCUUUUCCUGCGUUAUGUAGUUCAGACCCUGGAAGAUGACUUCCAGCAGACCCUGAGGAGGCAACAGCAGCACCUGCAGCAGUCCAUUGCAAACAUGGUGCUGUCCUGUGACAAACAACCCCACAAUGUCAGGGAUGUUAUCAAGUGGCUGGUCAAAGCAGUAACUGAAGAUGGAUUCACUCAGCCCUCAAAUAGAAAUCAAAUGUCUUCAGGAACAGGAAUCUUGAAGGCCGGCAGUGGCCACCCUUCUUCCCAGCCCAACAGGACAAAGAACACCAAUCAGCUGAUUGUGUGCCAGCUUCAGAGGAUGCUCUCCAUAGCCGUAGAGGUGGACAGGACCCCCACCUGCAGCUCCAAUAAAAUUGCUGAGAUGAUGUUUGGGUUUGUGCUGGACAUUCCUGAGAGGAGCCAGAGAGAGAUGUUCUUUACUACCAUGGAAAGCCACCUUCUGCGCUGCAAAGUGUUAGAAAUCAUAUUCCUCCACAGCUGCGAGACACCCACACGCCUGCCCCUGUCUCUGGCCCAGGCCCUCUACUUUCUGAACAAUUCCACGUCACUGCUCAAAUGUCAGUCAGAUAAAACCCAGUGGCAGACUUGGGACGAACUGGUUGAGCAUCUGCAGUUUCUGUUGUCCAGUUAUCAACAUGUUUUAAGAGAACACUUAAGGAGUUCCGUGAUAGACCGAAAGGACUUAAUAAUCAAAAGGAUUAAGCCCAAACCCCAGCAAGGAGAUGACAUCACAGUGGUAGACGUGGAGAAGCAGAUCGAGGCCUUCCGCAGCCGCCUGAUCCACAUGCUGGGGGAGCCUCUUGUCCCCCAACUCCAAGACAAAGUGCACUUGUUGAAGCUCCUGCUCUUCUUUGCUGCAGACUUGAACCCUGAUGCAGAGCCCUCUCAAAAGGGCUGGAGCAGCUCCUGAAAGCCUUCCAAGCACUGAAUGCUAAGAAUACCUCCUGAACUCUAUCUCCAACUACUUAGAAGCUCUAAAAGUAUGACAAGUGGCUAAAUCUUACAGGACCAAACCUAGAUUAUUUAAUCAGUAGGUUAUAAUUUCUAACUCUAGUAAAUAUCUUUUUUUAAAUAAUCCUAUCCUAGCCUGUUCUCAAAUAUGGCUUAAAUAUACAAGGUAUAUUAUAUAUUUUUUAAUAAAUUAUUUAUCUAUACUUUUUUGAAACAGGUUAAUACUAUGUGUACUACAUGUUUAACAUUUUCAUUCAAGAUGUGAAAAAAUCCCUCUGCUGAACCCACUCUGUAUACCAAUAUUAUGUCAUUCAAGGUACCAACAACCUGUUUCUGGAGAGACGCUCAUUUUUCCCUAAUGAAAUAUACGCAUUCUGUGUUAGACCUGUUAUAUUGCCUAUUAAUUUGACUCUGUAAUGAGUGGGGGUAAGGAUCAAGUGUGUUAAAAAAACAUUUGAUGUUAAAAGGAUACAAUAAAAAGGCAAUGGUUUUUCAAAAUA
This is a messenger RNA of Callithrix jacchus (white-tufted-ear marmoset), 9720 nucleotides long. It is a transcript of the gene SIMC1, whose product is annotated as SUMO interacting motifs containing 1. NCBI's taxonomy places the organism in Eukaryota, Metazoa, Chordata, Mammalia, Primates, Cebidae. Gene Ontology annotation, molecular function: SUMO polymer binding. The record is from RefSeq and is a predicted model, not a curated record.